CUAGAUGAGAUUGCGCUUUACGACCGUCAGAUUCGGCUGUGGGGAGUCCAAGCGCAGGAGAAGAUCCGGUCGGCCAACAUCCUCCUCAUCACCGUGAAAGCGCUCGCGAAUGAAGUAGCCAAAAACCUGGUGUUGGCAGGAAUUGGCAGUCUCACAAUUAUCGACCACGAAACUAUCACCGAGGAUGACCUGGGCGCACAGUUUUUCGUGGCGGAGGCACACAGCGAGGGAGAUGUCCUUGGAAAGAAUGUGAGACGAACAAUCCCACUUCGUUCUGUAUACUCUCAUGUUGACCCUACCCAGCGAGCAGAAGUGGCCGGCCCCCAGAUUCACAAGAUGAACCCGAGAGUGAAGUUGCACGUCGACACGGACGAUGUUAAAACAAAACAGCCCGAUUUCUUCGCACAGUUCGAUUUGACGAUCGCGACUGAACUCGACUUCGCAACGAACACUACAAUUAAUGCUGCAUGCCGGCUGGCCAAUAAGCCGUUCUAUGCGGCAGGUCUACACGGGUUUUACGGGUAUGCAUUUGCAGACUUGAUUUCACACGAUUUUGUGAUCGAGCGGGCCAAGUCCAACGUGACUGCCCAGCGGCAAGAGACGCCCACACGCAGCAUGGUGAGCAUCGCCACUAAGAAAGAUGGCAACAAGGCUAUUGAACUGGUCACCAAGCGCGAGGUUUACUCUCCGCUCCUACUAGCCAAUACCUCCCCACUCCCCGAAGACUACACCCGCCUACCGCGCCGCCGCAAGCAAAUCACCCCGCUGCUAAGUUGUCUGCGCGCGCUAUGGGAGUUCGAGAAGGUCUCCGGCGGCCACAAGCCCACAUCCUCGCACGAGGACCUAGUGUCCUUCACCAGGUUAGCGGGUGACUGCCACCGCGAACUACAGCUCGAUCCGGGCUCGCUGGACAACGUCUUCCUACGCAAGUUCCUACAGAACCUCUCCGCCGAGCUUAGCCCCGUCGCUGCAUUCUUGGGCGGUUCUCUCGCCCAGGAUGUCAUCAAUGUCCUUUCUGCGCGUGAACAGCCCCUGCAGAAUAUCCUGCUGUUUGAUGGCGAGAACUCUGCCGGUCCUAUUUACCCGCUGCAUCCCAUCUUCCCCGAGAUGGAAACCCUCGCUGCUGUGCCUCCUGUCGCGGAUCCUAUUCCCCUCGAUCCCAUCCCUACUUCCACACAGUGA
This is a messenger RNA of Penicillium alfredii, 1182 nucleotides long. RefSeq names its product E1 ubiquitin-activating protein AOS1. Gene Ontology annotation, biological process: protein sumoylation. The annotation marks the transcript as partial. Gene Ontology annotation, cellular component: cytoplasm; SUMO activating enzyme complex. The record is from RefSeq and is a predicted model, not a curated record. Lineage: Eukaryota; Fungi; Ascomycota; Eurotiomycetes; Eurotiales; Aspergillaceae. Gene Ontology annotation, molecular function: SUMO activating enzyme activity. The transcript has 2 exons.